Closterium sp. Yama58-4 is the source of this 1080-nucleotide messenger RNA. Lineage: Eukaryota; Viridiplantae; Streptophyta; Zygnematophyceae; Desmidiales; Closteriaceae. The record is from the annotation of a GenBank genome assembly.
AUGCACUCUGCCACCUCUGCGCUCCACUCCCCCUCACCCACUCUCCCUCUCUGCCUCUUCACCCCCCCUGCGCCCCCCUCCCUCACAGUGCCGAUUCUGACAAGCUUGAAGACAUCGCUGGGAGUGCCACACCAGGGGUGGGGUGUGCAGACGCUGUUCGCAGUGCCCCCCUCAACCACUCUCCCUCUCUGCCUCUUCACCCACCUACUUGCCCCCCUGCACCCCCAUCCUCGCAGUGCCAAUUCUGACAAACUUGAAGACAUCGCUGGGAGUGCCGCACCAGGGGUGGGGUGUGCAGACGCUGUUCGCAGUGCCCCCCUCAACCACUUUCCCUCUCUGCCUCUUAACCCACCUACUUGCCCCCUGCACCCCCCUCCUCGCAGUGCCAAUUCUGACAAACUUGAAGACAUCGCUGGGAGUGCCACACCAGGGGUGGGGCGUGCAGAUGCAGUGCACAGUCACGUGCCGAUUCUGACAAACUUGAAGACAUCACUGGGAGUGCCGCACCAGGGGUGGGGCGUGCAGACGCUGUGCACAGUCACGGGCAUCUACAGGGGCCCGCAGGACAUGUCGGCCGUGAACUGCAACAUCCAGGGCGCUGUGGUGGAUAUCUUCCUCAAGCAGCGCUUCAUGCGCGGCAUCAUGCACCCCGACAUCUCCAAGUUUACUGCCCUCUCCGCCUUGGAUGUGUCGAGCAACUUCCUGUCAGGCCCGCUGGACCCUUUCAUCUCGCCCCUCAACGGCCUCACCGCGCUGAAAUAUCUGGUGAUGAGUUACAACUUCUUCUCAGGCUCGCUCCCCUCCACCAUCGCUUCCAUCAAGAGCCUCUACAUGCUCAAGUACCCUGUCGCCAGCUGGCUCUUCUGUGCCCCUCUCCCACCCCGUCCCCCCAUGCCGCAUGCGCACGUGUGUGUAUGUGAUCUGUGCGUGCGUGAUGUGGUCUCUGCACGUGGCGUUAACAGGAGCGUGGGGUGGAACUACCUGACAGGGUCGGUACCGGUGCUGGGGACAUCAACCCUACAGGUGUUAGACCUCAAAAACAACUACUUCAUUGGCAAGUUCCCCAUCACCGCCAACUAA